UGUGUGUUAUUUAAUUAUUACAAAAAAGUUUGUAUAUUGACUAUGCCGACAACUUUAGUUUAUUUUACGCAAUCUUUUCUUUCGAUUUUCAUCUCUUCUGGGAUUCAACUGUUUACAUUUGCUCCUCACAAUUAUACAAAGCACUUAAAAAACGUGAUUUGCUUGUGACGGUUUAUUUCAAGGAAAAAAAAAAUUUAUCAUCUUUAUCAUAAACUGUAUCAUCACCUUUUUCUUCUAUUCGGGCGGAGAAAUGGAUGACGCAUGUAGACCGCUACAGCCAAUGACAGCUCGAGUUUGGAAAGUCAACUGUGAAGCGCCAAGUGUUUGAGCUCGGAGAAUAGAAGAAAAUGGCGAUGUGUACUCUGUUGUAGUUGGUACUUUUAAUGUUAAUAUUUUAUACAUAGUCCAUGGUUUUCACUUAUUGAGGACGUUGGAAAAUCGUUUAUUAGACAUUGUGUGAUUCUUUAUAUAGAGUUAGUUUGGGGUUUGUUCCUCCACUGUGCUAACUAUAUCAUCAUUUUUGAUGUUGCUAAUGGAGCAAGUUACCUAGCUAUCUAAGUAAACAGCCAUGCAGUCUCCACUUUUAUACGUGUUUUAUCGAGCCAGGCUUAUUGUGUAGAUAUUAUUAUUAAUACUACAGUUGACAAAUUAGAAAGUAUUUCUUACCGAAUGAAUGAUGGCCGCUCAUAACGUUGUUUUUGCUAUCGAUGUCGACUCUCGUGCUGAAACGCUCAGCCUUCAGACAGACGUGUACCUCAGUCACGUAAAGCAGUGGAUACUGAAGGUUCUGCUUUCACUGGGCAGUAAGUAUGGUUUCGAGAACGUGCGAUGGGGCUACAAGUUUUUCCAUUCAAGAAGUGUAAAAAGUGCAAGUCUUAUACCAAGAGGCACUGAUUUCAAAGAACUGCAAGAGAAAGCGUUCAGCGAUUUUGAAGACGAACUGAUCCAAAAAGUUGGUGGCAGUCAGAAGUCUUCUGAUAUUCAGCACAGAUUGCGAUGUCCGAGUCCAGCGAUGUGUGUGCAGAACACAUUAAAGGAGACUCUCCUGGACUUCCAGUGGGACAGACCAGACAUCACUUCUCCCACGAAACUCUCAUUACGACCCAGAAGGUCAACUAGGAACACAACAAAUAUUCCCAUGGCAGAUGAGGAUGUCUCAUGCCAAGGAGAAAAUGUUGUGUUUCUUGUCUCGGAGUGUCCAUAUUCCAGUAGAGAGGUGUUGGAGUUCUUGCAGCUGCGCAGCGGAAACUCUGGUGGUCAAAAGGAUUUGCAUGAGCUUAUUCUACCAAAGGGUCUGAUAGACAUGCUGAUUUAUCGGAAAGUUGUCCUGCACUGGGCCGAUUGCAGGUCUUUUCAGCAGGUUGAUGAUCAGGCUGAUGACCUCACUGGCUUGACGACCAUAAUGGAGGCACUGCAGCUUGUAGCUGGAAAAGUGAUCCCUGUAUUCGCCCUGGGUAUUACCCCAAAGCAUAAAGUUCCUAACUCAAGCACUAGGGACAAGCUUGCCUUUCCAACUGGCUCAAGAACAGGAUAUGUUUUGUCUUCUGAAAAGACUUACAAGCGAGCUUUCCCAGCUUUCACAGGGACCCUUUGCUGGGGUGCAGAUGAGGACAAACAGACCUGCAGUGUUUCAAUGGAGCCUAUGGCAUGCAGACAAAGGUGUCUGUGCGCUCCUGUAGAGGUGACUCUUAGAUGUGUGUUACGUGGCCUGGACACCUCCUGUCUCAGACAGUCAGCUUCAGAGUGCUGGGUCCUCUCUUGUCCACAAAAACCACAGCAAGACCAAGUUGCGUUUCAAAGUCUCUUCAAUGAGCUUUCCGUUUUAGCUUCUGACAUGUUAGCUGAGGUCAGUGAAGGAGGGCAGGUCCACUCUGCAGUACUGUCAGUAUUGUCCUCUAAUCUGGCUCUUCUGACAGUUCUCAACAGUAUCGAAGCUCUGAGUGCAUGCCUCGUUCCCUCAGAAACUGGAGACCUUCUUGACACCUCAGAGCUACCGGACAUUGUCAGUAGUGUUCUCAAGGACGUCAUGAAAGACGAUGAUACCUCAGAACAACCAAUUCAGAUUCCUGAGUGGGCAACUCAAGAGCUUCAGCAGCAGACUAAUCACACAGCAGAGCUUACAGAGGGCUGGUUUCCUCUAUCUGACCAUUCUGGGAUUAGUUGCCAUUUGAUGGAGUCAAUGAGGCUUCUGCAUGCUGCUCCAGAGGAACAAGAACAAACAGAUGAUGAUACUCAGGAGCUGACAAACAGCCUGGCAGAGCUCUAUAAAAACAAUAAAGUUGGUCCCAGCAGUGGCUUGAAAGGGAAAAAAAGAGGUACUCAGCGUACACCAGUUCGCCAGAAGAUGAAGACUAUGAGUCGCUCUUUGCAGAUGUUGAAUGUUGCACGCAUUAAUGCAAAAGUACAAAAGAGUCAGACAGAAGCAGAUUCUUCCAUCACCGCCAAAGGCACAGAGAAGAGAGGCAAGAGAAGCUCCAGUGAAAGGACCAGACCAGGUCCCCUGCAUUUUAAAAAUGAAGAGGAACUGCUUUCCCAUCUGAGCCUGAGAUAUCAACAGGCUGUGGAGGAUAAGAGUGUCACUCUUGUCACUCAAGUGCAGGAUCUGCUUUCAGUGGUGGAAAGUUUCGUGAAAAGUAACGUCACUACCGGGGCUUCAUUCAUAAAUAUAAUCAAGAAGCACCUCUUAAGAAGCACCCAGUCUAUUCGUCAGCUCUAUGAAAGUAAUGAAGAUGCUGAGAGUAAAAUUAGAGAUUGUCAGCUACAAGUUGUCCUCAGACUUGAGCUGUGUAAACCGCUUUCUUCACCUGAUCAAGAUCAUGUGGAGGAGAUGGUGGAGGAGGUUGCUGGAAUGCUACGUGUGAUAUCUCUCACAAAGGAUCCUGUUUACCUUUCAAAGUUCAUGCAGGAGGAGGUCAUACCAUUGUACCUGACUGGCAUACCUAAGGUCCUGGCAGAUGUCUACCACAGUCUUGGCACUCAGCUGCCUGAAAUACUUGUUGCAGUUCUGCCUUCUGAUUUCUUUAGUGAUGACUCCAUGGCAAAGGAAAGUGUCUCUGUAAGUCCUUCACAAGUGUCAGCAACACAGAGCCUAGUCUCCAGUGUCGGAGAUCGGCUUGAAGAGUUACGCAAUCGCUCAGCUAAAAAGAGAAGAACCAGCAUGCUUACACGUCAUAAGAGUAUGACUGAGGCCUCCCAAAACCUUCGGCAAAUAGAGAUGCCCAGAAAAUCCACAAGACAAGCUAAGCCAAAGGAAUGUGUUCCUGCAGAGAAGUGCAAUGUAGGAGGCCAACCAACUCAAAAACAAACAGUUCAAGAAGUGACAAAGGUGCGGAGAAACCUUUUCAACCAAGAGACAAUGUCUACCUCAAAGAAAACAAAAAUGCCUCGGAGCCAGUCUGUAUCAGCAGUAGAUGUAAUAAAGAAAAGGAAGCGGUCACAGAUGGAAGAUGGACCACACAAUUUAUUAACAAAAAAAGUAUCUGAGACCCCCCUUCAUAAGCAGGUAUCAAAUCGUCUGUUACAUAGACAGAGAAAUAGCAGGAAUUCAGGUGACACUGAUCUGAUCAUUGUUGAGGAGUCUCCAGUUAAACCUGCUACGGAUUUGAGGAGAAGUCCUAGAAUUAAAAAACUUGAAAGGAGACAUUCCAGUGUCUUUUAUUCAAGCUCACAACCACGGUCCCGAAAUUUGGACAGAGCACUGUCCUCUUCACAGGUCCCAGUCUCGGAUAGCAAAGGUGGUAUUAAUAUUAAAGCGGUUAAGUCACCAAUGAGACUUCUUUUUGGUGCGGCCGUGUCGCCCGCUCGCCCUUCCACAUCCAGAUCGACCAUUAGAAACACCAAAGUUGAUCGGCUUGAAUCUACAGAGUCUGUCUUUGAGAACUGCAAUAAAACUCCACGAAAAUCUCCAUACAAACAGCUGGCUUCUUCGUUUGGGAGCAGAACUCCCAGGACCCCCACUUCUUCCACCAAAGGUCAAAACUGUUUCUUCCCUAAGAGCCCAGGCUGUGCUGUUGGAGAACACAGCAUGGUCCUUAAAGGAAGUCCAUCUAGAUCUCCUGCAUCAAAAUGCUUAGUGCUAGAAACACCAAAGAAAAGCCCACUAAAAGGCAUUCUUAAAACCCCUGUGAAAAGCUUUAUGGAAUGUGGCUCCCCUUCUGGCCCCAUUGUUAGAAGUCCCAACGUGAAAACCCCAAGGAAAAGUGUAACUUGGUCUCCAUCUCCAUGGAAAGGAUUGCCAGAACAACACUUUAAAGUCCCAGAUUCUCCAGUUGCCUCCAUAAGAUAUUCCCCAAGAUUGAUCACACCAAGCAAACUUGGCCGAGAUCAAGGUGGUAUUUUCAAAACUCCUGAGAAAUCAAGUCAACACAAAAGCAAUGUGUCCCCUAAAACAUCACUAAGUGUGCCUGAGGUUAGAAGACAUGUUGCCACUGAAGAACCAGAGCUGAGUCAGAGGUCAGAGAAAACUAGAAGAACAUUACAAUUGCAGGGGAAAGAUGACCCACAGAGUCCAAAUAAUAUUUUUUAUGAUCAUCAAUCACCACCAACACCAGGAAUAAAAACACCUAUUAAAAGCCCUGGACCAACUCACACAAUGUGCACUCGUUCUGGAAGAACACCUCCUAAACAUUCAGCUACUCAGCCUCUUGACAAAGCUAAAGGCUUAAGCGAUAAAAUUUCGCUUCAAAAAGAGGGUUCACCAGAAUCAACUCUUAGAUCACCAUCAUCUGGCAGCGAUUCAUCUGGUAGCACAAAUCAUCCAAAUACUUUGUCAGAUGAGACUGAGCAUAACCAGGCAGUACAUCAUACCACAACAAAAGGCAUUGAUGGACAGAAUGAAAGCUUUCAGAUGAUGGAGGAGGCAUCUUCUUCAGACACGCAACAGCUUGAUUCAUCACAGUUCAGUGCUACUUCUACAGAAGAGAGCAUUGAUAUUGCAGAAGCCUCUGUAGUGAAGACUGAAUUAACCGGUGGUAUUAAGAUGAACAUUUCCUUCUCACGGAAGCCAUCUAAAUCCUCAGAGGUUUUUGAAUUCACAGGCACACCAGCAUUUCCUGCCAAAAUCAAGCAAGCGUGUAGUAGAUACGGCUUUCGUCAGACUCCAGAUCGACAACAAAGAAAGGCAGCAGCGCGGCUUGGAUAUUCACCUGGGUUUCCAGUGUUCUCUCAUCCACAAGCCUCGGGAACACCUGUGCAUCGAGAGAAGCAGCCUGUUGAAUCAAAUCCUCUUACUUAUCAAGUAGAACUGGAAAUGCAGGCAUCAGGUUUGCCUAAGCUUAAGUUCAAGCGUACUGACUCUUUUAAUUCUGGCGAAACAUCUGAUGCAACUAAAGGGCUGGUUUCACAUAUAAAUAGCAAGCCUUUAAGAGUUGAUAGCCCACUAACACAUUGUUCAAAGCAUCGAGAACCUAGCUGUAUAUCUCCACCUCAUUGCACACCUGGGAAAGGAAGUGUCCAGAAAUAUAUAUGCCAGUCAAUUACUCCUACAAGGCUGCUUACAAAUAGCCCUUCUCCUCUGGGUGCUGGGGAACACGUGCCUUGGACACCGUCUCCUCAGAGCCUAGGAAGGUCAACACCAGAGAACUUCAGGACUUGGCCUCGCAAGAAAAGGGCAAGGACGGGAUUGCUGGGGACCAAGGAGAGCAAGGAAGGGGCUGACAUCUUGGAAGACCCAGAACUUGAUGGUGUGUUCAGACUGCCAGGGGCAGAAGAACCUAAGGAGUUAAGGGAUGUGCCUGCUUUUAAGUACACAGGUAUUCCAUCCAAACUUUGUUCUUCAGAGGAGAAGGACUGGACAGAAUCUGUGGUCCCUAACUGUGACAAAAGAGACAAUAUGAAAUGCAGUGAGUUAUCAUGGAUAAGUGGGACAGGAACUUUUGGCUCAGUGGUCACCCCUCCACACUCCAAAGUGAAGAAACCGGUUUCUGCUAGUGGAAUUUUUGCUCUCACACAGUCACCCCUUUUAUACAAAGGGAAAAAGGCCUCUGUUACCAUGGAAACCACACAAUCUGACGAAUCAAGUGGAAACUCAGAGCAGUAUGGUAGUAAAGGCAUGCACACGUUUAAUGUCUCACCUCUUAGCCAACCACGGAAGCGCCAGUCUUGUGGUAGGACAUACAGCCGGAAGAGACUGCUGGAUCAAUAAGGUUUUGACGAACCUUAAUACUGUUGUUGUUGCUGUCUUUUAUUUAUGUAUUUCUGUUUCAUUGUUGUGUGUAUCUGUUUUUAUUCUCUUAUGUGGACUUUAGAAUUUUAUGCACUAUUGUAUAUAUUUAAAAUUAUGUGAAAAAUCUACAAAUAGUCCGAUAUCUUUUUUUUUUUUGUUGUUGUUGUCUAUGGUCCAAUUUUUUUCAUUUUUUUUCUUUUCAGUCGGUAAAUUGUUGAACAUUUUCUGCAAUUAAAUUCUCUUCUACUUCCUAUGAUGAAUUUCAUGCAUUUUAGCAUAGAUCUUAAUGAGAAAUUUUAAACUAAAAAAAUAAUUAUUGAUAAAUGCAGACAAAGGAAACGCCAUGUUCAUGUAGUAGAGCAGUGGUGCCAUUUUUACACUCUAUCUGGGUUUGUAGAAAAAAGUAAUUGCAAAACAUGUUGCACUUUUACUUUCACACACCUGGUAUUUGUUCUGUAAUAAACUGUGAAAUAUUUGUAAAUGUGAAACAAAUUAUUUUAAUAAAGAUUAUGUUCUUAAGA
Messenger RNA from Silurus meridionalis, 6684 nucleotides. RefSeq names its product TopBP1-interacting, checkpoint, and replication regulator (gene ticrr). Gene Ontology annotation, cellular component: nucleus. Gene Ontology annotation, molecular function: chromatin binding. Gene Ontology annotation, biological process: regulation of DNA-templated DNA replication initiation; DNA replication; response to ionizing radiation. The record is from RefSeq and is a predicted model, not a curated record. Lineage: Eukaryota; Metazoa; Chordata; Actinopteri; Siluriformes; Siluridae. Bases 674 to 6142 code for a protein of 1822 amino acids. The transcript has 23 exons.